Messenger RNA from Bursaphelenchus xylophilus (pine wood nematode), 1487 nucleotides. NCBI's taxonomy places the organism in Eukaryota, Metazoa, Nematoda, Chromadorea, Rhabditida, Aphelenchoididae. The record is from the annotation of a GenBank genome assembly.
AUGAAAGUGAUCGAGAGAGUUAUGUCAUUGCGAACCACGGAUGACAUAAUCUCGCGAUAUGUAAUCUUCUUUUGAUUGAACUGGUUUCCAAAAAAACAAGCUGCCUUUCCCUCGCUUGAACUCAUUUUUUGGAGCGACAUCUGCAAUGGCAUUGUCACCAUCCAUUCGGCGAUUCUUUUUGAGCCAUCCCGACUUUAAUUCUCGGCUCUUGGCGUCGUUUUUUUCAGUUUAAUCAAUAGAUAUUUUCCAACGUUUCGAAGCUUAGAGAUUUGCAAAUUGCAAGCUUUACGUAACCCAAGUUGUUUCAAGACAACAAAAAAGCCAUUGGUUCACCCAUUGAUCCUCUUUAGAUCCCUCUAACUAUGCCCUAACAGCCCCACGCUGACCUUAAAACCCCCAAUUCCCUUAAUUGCUUCUGAGCGUACAAAAGGCGCGCGCUGCAGGUCGACAUUAUAUUAUUGGUGACCGAACUUCGUGAGGGCGGCUUUUUGUCGCCGUAUCUCCCGCGAUCCGCGGAUUCAAGUCCGCCGGGGGAUGUUCUCGACAUUUUAUUAAUGCAGUUACAACGUGAUGAUAAAAUCAAUCCGAAUUCCCGUUAUGUUUUAGAUGCCGGAGACGCUGAAUGAGCACGAAUAUAUUGAGUUGGGCCAGAGGGCUUGCUCGCAGAUAAAGACGUUGGUGGAAAGCGAUUGGGCAGAGUGCUGGUCGCAGUUGGAAUGGGAUGAGGCCGACGUUAAAGUGUAUUCGAGGAAGUCGGCCGAGUUCGAGGAAGCCAAAGAGAACAUGCUCAUGCUGGUCAUGGACCUGCCGGUAAUUUAAUUCAAAGCCAUAUUGCUUUGUAUUGCAAUAUGAAUGCGAAAAAAUGCCAUUUUAGACAUCAGUAGAACACCUGGAACGAUUACUAUUCCCUUGGUUUGAAUUCCGAGUCAAAUGGGAUGAAAUGCUGGCCAUGGCCAAUGUAAUAGAGCGGCUCAGUGAAGAGGUGAGCAAUCAUUUUAUCUAUAGAGUCGUUUCCGUAUUUUCUAAUCAGAUUUUGCGUUUCCAGACAUUUGUUAUGCGACAUGUUGUGAAGAAACGCUUGGCAUUGUCAUCAAGAGAUGCCAUUGAUGCCACAAGUGUAAGUUUGUGUCUGAUUUCGACCAUAUAAUCUAGUAUUGUUAAUGAAUUGCUUUGGCAAUUUUUUGAUGACUAAAAACUCGCUUUAGGUCUAUCGGCAGGACGAUGGCUCAGUAAUAAUGGGCUCAACCGGCACCGAGCACGGGAAAUGGGGACCUCAGGAAGGAUUUGUGCGGACAAAGCAAUACUUGGGAGGCUAUUAUUUCCGACCAAUCGACGAAAACAACACCAAAUUUAUGAUGAUCUUCUGCGCCGAUCUCAACCUUCCCAUUCCCCGGUUUAUAUCCAACAUGGUGGCCAAAUUAAAGCCCCGACUGAUGGUGGAAAAGGCCAGGAAUUUGGCCAAGGCUGUAAAUAAAUAUCCAUUGUAG